Messenger RNA from Pisolithus orientalis, 2778 nucleotides. Its product is annotated as DNA topoisomerase I. The transcript is spliced from 11 exons. Lineage: Eukaryota; Fungi; Basidiomycota; Agaricomycetes; Boletales; Pisolithaceae. The record is from RefSeq and is a predicted model, not a curated record. Gene Ontology annotation, biological process: DNA topological change; DNA replication; chromosome segregation. The coding region runs from base 105 to 2636 and encodes 843 amino acids. Gene Ontology annotation, cellular component: chromosome; nucleolus. Gene Ontology annotation, molecular function: DNA topoisomerase type I (single strand cut, ATP-independent) activity; DNA binding.
ACACACUUGACCGUAUGUACCUCGCCACUCGCCCCAUCUGACUACUUCUCUUCGCUAAUGUUGGCUACUUUUAUUCCAACAGGUAUUUCCUCAGCAGCUAAGGCAUGUCCUCAGAUGAAGAUACUCCUCUUGGUACUUUGGCAAGCACGAGCGGGUCGAAACAUGUCGCCACUAACGGCAAUAGCUCUCUCAAUGGCUUCGCGGACGGCUCUUCCAUGAGUGAGGACGAGAUGCCCUUGUCGCAGGUCAGUGUUCAGGCGCCCGUACGCCCGCUGCGACGGAAACGGGAUGCAGGUGAUGCAUCCGACAGUAGUGACGACGAUAUUCCUCUCGCGUCGUCUUCGCCCGCUAAACCGACCGUGUCAGUUACUACGCAAGUGGCUACUACACCGAAAACAAUUUCGGACCAGUCGAAGCAGACCAAUGGGAAAGCCAAAGGCAAGGUCAAGGCCCCUCCCAAAAAGAGAAUUAAGCGGGAGCCGAAGUCGGAGGCGCCGGAGUCAUCUGCUUCGGAAGACGAGCGCCCCCCACCCAAGAAGCGGUCGAGGACAAAAGUCAAGACCGAGAAUAACGUCGACGGUGCUAUCUUAGGUGAUGAGGAGGCUAAACCAAAGCGGAGGAGUGCCGUCAAGAAAGAGGCAAAGAAGGAGGAUUCUGGUACCCCCCGGCCAAAUCACUCGAAGAAAGGAGAGGAAAACGAUGAGGCGGAGGAAGAAGAAGAAAAAUAUCGAUGGUGGGAAGCUCAGCAAGAGAACGACGGUGAGGAGAAGUGGCAGACUUUAGAGCACAGUGGCGUGAUAUUCCCGCCACCCUAUGAGCCAUUGCCGUCCCACGUGAAGAUGGUGUACAAAGGCAAGGAAGUGGACCUUCCUCCUGAAUCCGAGGAGGUCGCUGGUUUCUAUGGUGCGAUGCUGGAGACGGAUCAUGCGAAGGACAAGACCUUCAAUAAGAAUUUCUUUGAAGAUUGGUUAAAGGUGUUAAAGGAGUACCCUCCCCGCAAUGGUAUCAAAAUUACGGACUUCGACUUGUGUGAUUUUAGGCCAAUGUACGAAUAUUUCGAGGCGGAGAAGGCAAAGAAGAAGGCUCUCAGCGCUGCAGAGAAGAAAGAGCUAAAGAAACAGAAGGACGCAAUGGAGGAGAAAUAUACCUACUGCGUCCUCGAUGGUCGCAAGGAGAAGGUGGGAAAUUUCAGAGUAGAACCACCGGGGUUAUUCCGUGGUCGUGGUGACCACCCGAAAAAGGGCGCUUUGAAGUUUCGCGUACGACCGGAGGACAUCACCCUCAAUAUUGGCGAAGGCGUUCCGAUUCCUGUGCCGAACAUGUCCGGUAACUGGAAAGCAGUAGUGCACGACAAGACCGUUACUUGGCUUGCCAACUGGGUGGAGAAUGUCAACGGAAGCUAUAAAUACGUUUUCCUAGCCGCCGGCAGUUCACUGAAGGGUCAAAGUGACAUGUCGAAGUUUGAGAAGGCUCGAGAGCUGAAGAAAUAUGUUGAUAGAAUUCGCCUAGACUACACGGCUGAUCUGAAGAAUAAAGUCAUGGCUGAUAGACAGCGAGCAACCGCGAUGUACUUCAUCGACCGACUGGCUCUUCGUGCUGGCAAUGAGAAAGGAGAAGACGAAGCAGAUACUGUCGGUUGUUGUUCGUUGCGCUGCGAGCAUGUAACGCUGGAGGCACCAAAUUUCAUUAUCUUUGACUUCCUCGGUAAAGAUUCUAUUCGAUACUAUAAUCGGGUACCGGUGGAUGCUCAGGUCUUCAAGAACAUCCGGCUAUUUAAGGAGAACAAGGGGGACGACGACAACUUAUUUGACCGCGUCAAUACCACACACCUUAACAAGCACUUGCAAUCGUACAUGAAAGGGUUAACGGCUAAGGUGUUCCGUACCUAUAACGCGUCCAUAACUUUCCAGCAACAGUUGGACGAGGGUACACCAAAGGACGCAACUACGCAGGAGAAGUUGAAUGCGUACAACCACGCUAAUCGCAUGGUUGCCAUUCUUUGUAACCAUCAACGGAGUGUACCCAAGACUCACGAGCAAUCUAUGGGCAAGAUGCGUGAUAGACUUCGUGCUCUUAAGUAUGACCACAUGAAACUGCGCCACGUUCUCUUCAACCUGGAUUCGAAAUACCGGAAGAUGAAGCAGUACGCUGACGAUGAAUCUGAUUUGGAUGACGAGUGGAUUGUGGAGCAUGAGGAAUCUUUGAAGAAGAAAGAAAUAGAGAAGGUGGAAAAGAAGUUUGCGAAGGAUAAUGAGAAGUCGGUUGAGGAAGGUAACAAGCCUCAGGACGAAUCCGUCCUCCGGGAGAAGAUAGCAGCCAUUGAGGUGGAAUUCAAGCGAAUCGCUAAGGAACGAGGAACCGGAAGAGCCUCACUAAAGAGGGAACGUCCUGCGGAAAGAAUUGAGGAGAGUAUACAGAAGUUAGACGAGAAGAUCAAGACAUUCAAAUUACAGAUGGACGACCGGGAAGCGGGCAAAGAGGUCGCCCUGGGUACCAGUAAGAUUAACUAUCUCGAUCCUCGGAUUACCGCAGCGUGGUGCAAAAUCCACAAUGUCCCUAUAGAGAAGAUAUUCUCGAAGACUCUGCUAACCAAAUUCCCGUGGGCCAUGGAAGCAGAGUCCGACUGGAAGUUCUGAUUCGACUCCUGGGUGAAUAUUAUCAUUAUUCUGCAUGUGGCUGCCAAUACCAUGGAGUAGAAGAGAACGGACUUGAUUUAUAUUUUGUUGCAUAGAGACGUAUAUAAACCAGAUAUAUAUUUCAGUAAUGUGAAUGUGAGCG